GUUUUUGGAGAAUGGGAUAGGCUGCUGUUAGGCUAUAGUAAAUACUAGGAUACGGUCACUCAAUCCACAACUGCAGCUCUUGCAACACAAAGUAUCAUGGCAAACAGCACUGUUAAGUGAGCAAUUGACAGAGUAGACUAUUAGAUCGACUGGUAUCGUGACCUUUUUAAUAAGUGGUUGUAGAAAGAGCGCGUGGGAGGUGGGGAAAGGAGUGGUGCGCAAAUUUCCUUUGCGGAUCAUAUUUUCACCAUAUUGCAACAACAUGGAGUCACAGACACAGUACACCCGAGAGGAGAUCAACAGCACGAUAUGGGAAGUGCCGGAGAAGUACACGCGAUUGAAGCAAAUAGGGACAGGGGCGUACGGUUCCGUAUGCUCGGUAAUAAAUGUGAAGACCAAUGAGAAAGUGGCCAUUAAGAAGCUUCACCGGCCCUUCCAGUCUGAGAUUUUUGCAAAGAGGGCUUAUCGGGAGCUUCGACUGCUCAAGCACAUGAAACAUGAAAAUGUGAUAGGGCUCCUGGAUGUGUUUACUCCUGCUGCUGGGCUCGAUGAAUUCACAGAUUUCUACCUGGUGAUGCCUUACAUGUUCACCGACCUCUCCAAAGUCAAAGGGCUUCUCACUGAAGACAGAGUGCAGUUCCUUGUCUAUCAGAUGCUGUGUGGACUAAGGUACAUUCACAAAGCUGGCAUCAUCCACAGGGUAAGUUGGCUGCGCCGUUGGUAACACCUCGCCACAGCAUCUUAUAACAGCUCUAUUUCAUUUGUGGCUAAUGAGAAUGUUAUUUUAAAGGCUGUGGCAGUAGAUCUUCGGUCCCGAAGAUCCGGCGAAUGUGUUUAUUUUUUUUUUAUCUACUUCAUGCACAGUCUCUGCUCUACUCGUAGAGAACAAGCUAAUCUGGCAAAUGGUGCUCGUUUAAUAAAGUUAGAACAAAGCUGAAUCAAUGUCUGCAAGAUCACACAAUGAUAAUAUUCUACAUAACAGAACCAGCUGUAAUAACAUAGUAUAUCUCCCAUGUGACCAUUAUUUUUCUAUUUUAUACCCCUUUAUCCAAUUGGUAGUUACGAUCUUGUCCCAUCGCUGCAACUCCCGUACGGACUCGGGAGAGGCGAAGGUCGAGAGCCAUGCGUCCUCCGAAACGCGACCCCCGCCAAGCCACACUGUAUUUGAAAGAAUCAUGGACAUUGAGUCAUUAUGGCUAACCCUGUCCUAACAUGUAGGAUGAGAAGGCCUUCUUUCUGAUAUGCCUCUGUCUCCAUGCAUGUCUAGAAUUGUAAAGACACACCCAUGUAUGUACUAAUGUGUGUAUUCAUUUGGAAUUAAUGGUGAAUGGCAGCGUUUGUUUGGGUAUAAACGAUAAGAGAAAUAGAGCAGGCCCACAGUGGAUAUGGAUAUGCAAUCAACAUCUAUGUAUUGUAUCUGCCCUUAAUGUCUUAAUCUCAGGCACGCAAGGGCCACCCUCAAUGUUUUUUGUUUGUCAAAUUUUUAUUUUGCAGGACCUGAAGCCUGGUAACUUGGCUGUCAAUCAAGACUGUGAAUUAAAGAUCCUGGACUUUGGUCUUGCUCGCCAUGCCGAGGCGGAGAUGACGGGCUAUGUUGUGACCCGCUGGUACCGGGCACCAGAGGUCAUUCUAAACUGGAUGCACUACACCCAGACUGUGGACAUCUGGUCUGUGGGCUGUAUCAUGGGAGAGAUGAUCAAUGGGAAGACACUUUUCAAAGGGAAAGACUACAUGGAUCAGCUGACUCAGAUCAUGAAAGUAACUGGAGUACCCGGACCUGACUUCAUUCAGAAACUGGACAGUCAGGAGGCAAAAAGCUAUGUGCGGUCCCUCCCUCACUUUCCCAGAAAAGACUUCUCUAAGUUGUUCCCCAGAGCAAGUGCACAGGCGAUUGACCUUCUUGAGAAGAUGCUGGUUUUGGAUGGUGAGACUCGGCUUACUGCUGAGAGUGCUCUGACACACCCAUAUUUUGAUGGCUUGAGAGAUCCAGAGGACUGUCCUGAGCCACAGCCAUAUGAUGACAGUCAUGACAAUGCCACGCUGCCUCUGGAGGAUUGGAGGCGGUUAUCCUUCAAAGAGGUGAAGAGCUUUGUGCCAUUCCCACGACGGGACUCCAAGAGGCGAAACACACUGACAAUUUCUCCAUGAUUCCAUGCUUGUGAUAUCAGAAAACAGUGCUACCACACACCAGCAAACGGCAGUAGGCCUUACUACACCAUGUUGCCCCUGAAACAAUCCUGUAAUAAUUAUUUUCCAAAGGAAGCCUGUGGUUGAAUUUUGUAUUGGGGAGUAUUGAGCUACAUUGUGCCGUCUGUCUCUUUUGGCCUAAUUUGUAAUGGUCGAUCAGUGUUUCAGCAGUCAGAUUGUUUCAAAUUUAACCCCACCUCCCCACCCAUCAGUGAGUUAGUACUUUGUUCCCGCUACGUAUCACAAUUGUUCAUGUUUUAUCAUACCUGAUGUUUAACGGUCUUACUGUAUGGUUUUCUUUUUCUAAUAAUUGAUAUAUUAAAGAUGAGUUAAAUGUUA
Salmo salar (Atlantic salmon) is the source of this 2526-nucleotide messenger RNA. RefSeq names its product mitogen-activated protein kinase 13 (gene mapk13). Lineage: Eukaryota; Metazoa; Chordata; Actinopteri; Salmoniformes; Salmonidae. Gene Ontology annotation, molecular function: ATP binding; MAP kinase activity. The record is from RefSeq and is marked provisional. Gene Ontology annotation, biological process: protein phosphorylation.